Molecule: messenger RNA, 4520 nt
Organism: Pygocentrus nattereri (red-bellied piranha)
Lineage: Eukaryota; Metazoa; Chordata; Actinopteri; Characiformes; Serrasalmidae
Gene: ar
Product: androgen receptor
Exons: 8
Coding region: 109-2433 (774 amino acids)
Biological process (GO): regulation of DNA-templated transcription; male gonad development
Molecular function (GO): DNA-binding transcription factor activity; sequence-specific DNA binding; zinc ion binding
Source: RefSeq, a predicted model, not a curated record
CCGGCGCUGACAGGACCCCCCGCGCGGCGCGGCCCCCCUCGGCUGUUGUCUUAUUUAUUCGCGCGCGCCUCCCGCCUUGGUUGAUGCACUUGUUGCCGCCCGCGCGCCAUGGAGGACCCUCGGCCGCCGACGCUCGCGGGAUUCGCGGACAGCAGGCCGGAACGCGCGAGCACCAUCACGACCAUCACGGGCUCGAGGAGCUCGAGCGCCAUCAAGAUCCAUCACCUUCAUCACCUUCAUCACCACAGGAGCAGCAGCGGUAACAGGGCGCUCGCGCACGCACCUCUCGGACCCUUCUGCGCCGCGGCGAGCAAGCAGCGCGCGGAGGAGGAGGAGGAGGGGGAGGGGGAGGAAGAGCAAGACGCGAAGGAGCCGGCGGAGAGCACGUGGCCGCGCGUGGAAGCCGCCCCGGGAUACAGCGGAGGAGAGCUCCGUCAGAAGCGCGAGCUCAGGGCGUCCCGUGACGCAGGCGGCAGUAGCGGCGCGUGCAGAGGCGGCAGCAGCAGCAUCUCGGAGACGGCGCGCGAGCUGUGCAGAGCCGUUUCCGUGUCGCUCGGGCUGGUUUCCGCCGAGUGUCACGAGCUGGGUGAGGCUGGUGCCAGUCGCGCGCACUCACAGCCUUUGACGCUGCAGCCUCAGGUCCCCCUCGCGAGCGCCACGGACUACCUGUUCGACGCGCCCUCGCUCGCGCAGAGCUGCUGCGCGCGAGACAGCUGCACUGGAGCGCGGGCCGGCGGCGACCAGCAGCAGCAGCAGCGGCACGCGACCAACGACAUGUUCAAAGUGGGCGAGGAGGACGCGGAGGCGCACGUGCGCGCCGAGAGCGCAGCCGCGGCGACGGCGGCGGCGGCAGCGCGCGAGCGGCAGCUGUUCAGCAUCACCAGCCUGGAGUCCAACAGCCUCGCGAGCUGCGCUGCGCCACCUCCGCCAGCGGGCACGAGCGCGUGCCAGUUCGAGCGCCAGCUGCAGCUGGAGCCGCUGUGCCACCGCGAGAGCCUGUAUGCCGGAGGAGAGUCGUACGGAAGCGCGCCCCCCUACGGCGUGAAGGUGAAGCACGAGGCGAUGGAGGCUUGGGGCAGGAGCCCGUACCCCCAGGACUACCCCCCGGCUAUCUACCCCCACUACGGACCUAGCCCGACCCAGCACGCGCCGUACGGAGGAACCCCGGGGCCGCGCGUGGACCCCUACGAGCCCGAGGCCCGGUACCGCGCGCCCUACACGCACACGCCCACCGUCAAGAACCAGGUGGGGGAGUGGCUGGACGUCAGCGCGCUCGCGGACGGCAGGUUUGAUGGCGGGAGGGAGGUGCUCCCCAUGGACUUUUUUUUCCCACCUCAGCGCAUCUGCCUGAUCUGCUCUGAUGAAGCGUCUGGGUGUCAUUACGGAGCGCUCACCUGUGGCAGCUGCAAGGUCUUCUUUAAGAGAGCUGCUGAAGGGAAGCAGAAGUAUCUUUGUGCCAGCAGGAACGACUGCACCAUCGAUAAGCUGCGGAGGAAGAAUUGCCCCUCCUGUCGUCUGAAGAAGUGCUUCGAGGCAGGAAUGACUCUUGGAGCGCGUAAGCUGAAGAAGAUUGGGCAGCUAAAGGGUCCAGAAGAGGAGGGUCCAUCUCUGAGCAUGGUUCCGGGCCCCAAUCUGAGUGAAGUGACCACUCCAUCACCCAAACUGGGCCUGACCUUCCACUCCCAGCACGUGUUCCUGGGCAUCCUGGAGGCCAUCGAGCCCGAGGUGGUCAAUGCCGGACACGACCACGGUCAGCCGGACUCCGCUGCAGCUCUGCUGACCAGCCUCAACGAACUGGGAGAGAGGCAGCUCGUCAAGGUGGUCAAAUGGGCCAAAGGACUGCCAGGUUUCCGUAAUCUCCAUGUGGACGAUCAGAUGACGAUGAUUCAGCAUGCUUGGAUGGGUGUGAUGGUCUUUGCUCUCGGCUGGAGGUCGUAUAAGAACGUAAACGCUCGGAUGCUGUACUUCGCGCCGGACCUCGUCUUCAACGAUCGCAGGAUGCACAUCUCCAGCAUGUACGAGCACUGUUUGCAGAUGAAGCACCUGUCUCAGGAGUUUGUGCUGCUGCAGAUAACCCAGGAGGAGUUCCUCUGCAUGAAGGCCCUCCUGCUCUUCAGCAUCAUUCCUGUUGAAGGCCUGAAGAAUCAGAAGUAUUUUGAUGAGCUGCGUCUGACGUACAUUAACGAGCUGGACCGUCUGAUUAAUUACGGGAGGAAGAGUAACUGCGCGCAGCGUUUCUACCAGCUGACACGACUCAUGGACUCCCUGCAGCCGAUCGUGCGGAAGCUGCACCAGUUCACCUUCGACCUCUUCGUCCGGGCCCAGUCUCUGCCCACUAAGGUCAGCUUCCCCGAGAUGAUCUCCGAGAUUAUUUCAGUCCAAGUACCAAAGAUCCUCGCCGGCCUGGCUAAGCCAAUCCUGUUCCACAAUUGACACCAAGCUCCGCCUUCCACAUCCAGAGAGGCCACACCCACCCCUGCCAGUCCCGAUCUGGCUUGAUCUGGCUUGAUCUGGCUUGUUCCAGCCCGCAGCCCGGCCUGCACUGCGCUCUUCCUGUCAGGGUUCGGCAGGAAGACACUCAAUUUUACUUUUAUGGGUUUUUUUCUCUCUCUCUCUCUCUCUCUCUCUCUCUCCCCCUUUUCUUCUUUUUCGAAAAAUGUCUGAAAUCUGCCGAGGACCAUUACAUCAUUACACCAGUCUAUCUUCUGCUCCGAGAUAAUUUCAGAUCAUUUUCUCUCGCUGGUAGUGCAGCGUGGAACGUCUUUCUCCUUCUCUCUCUCCAUCUCUCUCUUUUUUUCUCUAGCAUUUACUCCUGAAGAGUCUGAAGAGCUACACCAUGUUACCUGGAAGAAGAAAAAAAAAGUUUUUACUUGAGCCCUGAAAAGACAAAAUGUGCACUAGAAGUUUCCUUUAAAAAAGAAGCACUGCUAUGUUUACGUCGUAUAUAUCUACGUAUUUUACUCUAUGCAUUUCUGUUGGCUUGUAAACUUCUCCUGCCAUAAAGCUCGAGACUCCAGACUGCUUCUAUUAAACCGAAUCCAGAGUAAAGCUAUAGCUGGCCUCCAAAACUACUCACUAACCAACAGAGCGACAAUCAGAUUGUCUUUAUAUAUCCGUGUCUGGGUUUGUACUUUUCAUAUGGUGGUGUCCAACAUAACACUAGACACAGUUUCCUCUAAAUGCUUCUCAAAUAUUACACAGAUACAAAACUAAAGAUACUAACUCACUUAAAACACGCACGGUGUUUUUAAAUCCCUUCGAAAACUAUUAGUUCUGUGCUAAACUAUACUACAGGAUAGUAUUCCGUUCUAUACUAUACUAUACGGUCUCUUAGUAUUAUAUACUACACUGUAUUAUUCUGUUUAUAGCAUGGUAUAGUAUACUCUAAACGUAUAGUUCAGUAAAUUAUACUUCAAUACAGAAUAGAACAGUACAGUAUAUAAUACUAAGAAAUAGGGAUAUAUACCAUACUAUACUAUUCCAUACUUAAAGUGUAGUAUACUGUACCAUACUAUAAAUAUAUAACAGUCCAGUAUGGUUUAUAAUUCUAAACUGAUAGUAUAGUACAGUAGACUAUAAGUAUAGAAUAGAACAGUGUGGUAUACAAUACUAAAAUAUGUUCUAUACUGUACUACUCUGUACUUGACAUAUAGACUAGUACAGUACACUGCAUAAUUUUAUACAUAUAAUACAGUAAAGUAUGCUGUAAGUACAGAACAGUACAGUAUAUGACACUAAGAGAGAGUAUUAAGUACCAUACUCUACUGUUGUAUACUUAGUGUAGUGUACUAUAAGUAUAGUAUAGUACAGAAUAGUAUUUAAUAAUAAAACAUUGUAUUAUAUACUAUACUGUACUAUUCUGUACUUAUAGUAUGGUAUGGUAUGCCAUGCUUUCAGUACAGAAUACUACAGUAUGGUAUAUAAUAGUUCUGUCCUCUUCUAUACUACAAGUGAGUAUAGAAUACUAGAUUCUACUGUGCAUUACUAGUAGUAUAGAAUGCUAUAUAAUAGUAUCAGAUAGUAAUGAGUACUAUACUGUACUAAUGGUGUAGAACAGUGCAGAACUGAUAGUUGUGGAUAUGGUGUUGAUUUUCUAUUUGUAAGUUGAAACCUUCCUCUGUUCGGCUCUUUAAUGCACUCAUAAGGCUUCUUUUCUAAGUUUAGUUAAACUUGUUUGAUGUUGUUUCCCCAAUAUGUCAAAUUCACCUAAAUAAACCGCAGUUGGCUUAAAUAUGCCAGAUUUAAGUGUCGAGGAUUAUUUGUUGACAUAAGUUGUAAAUAGAAAAUCAACAAAACAUGUCAGCUGAUGGGUGCACAAACUUUUGCACUAGACCGUACGUGUGGAUGAGGGAAUAAUGAGGGGCUGCAUGUUCCCCCUCACUCUGCUUUAUACCAAAACCUGCUUUUAAACCUAUACGCCGAACUCAUUUACCACUCAUAGCCGUUGUACACGCAGUAGAUAUGAGCUCAUUAGGUUCUUUUCUAUGCUUGAAACUAAAAAAAAAAAAAAAAAAAUCCUU